CAAGCUGGUGUAUUGAUGUGCUUACUUGUGUUCAGCUAUCGUAAAAUGUGGUUGAAAUUUGGACUUACGAUAUUAACUGCUGUUACCAUUAUAGUUUUAGUGAAAUAUGUAACUUUGACACCAGAACUGCCUCAAAUAGUCGUCCUGCCAAAUGUAGAAAUCAGCUUUAUGCGCUGUGAAUCAUCAGUGGGACGUCCAGCACCCAGCAUCACGUGGUACCUGGACAACAGAACUCCUUCUGACUUCAGUGAUGAUGUAAACCUUACUGGGUAUAGUAGGAGUUUAUCAGUGUCUGAUGUGACGACAAGCAGUCUCACAUUGACGCCAACCAGUAAACAUAAUGGUGCAAGGAUAUACUGUAAUGUCUCGAACGAAUACGGGCAGAUCAUGUCCAAUAGGACCCUGCAAAUCAAUGUGCUGAUUUAUCCAACUAAACCGACAAUAAUGCACAACACGGUAUUGUUACCAUCAAGUAUCUCUGCAAUACAAAACAGUACUAUGACGCUAGAAUGUCACUCCUCUGGCAACCCGGAACCGAAUGUUUCGUGGACCUUAUUUAACGGUUCCACAAUUAGCAGUUCGGUCGUUCUAUUUAACGUUGCAACAAGUAAAACACAAGAACAGAUAGUAUGCAGAGCCACCAGUCUUUUGGAUCCAACGAAUGGAUCCAGGGUAACAGUUGAAAAUACAACAACGACAACUUUGAAUAUUUUAUAUCCUCCGUCUUCUCCGUCCUGUCAAAUCGGAUCAGUUACAAUACAAUCAAACGGCAUACGGGCUGUCGUCAAUAAACCCUUUACAAUGACGUGUACAAGCAGAAGCAACCCUCCUCCUUCCCGGUAUAUAUGGGCACUUCCAUAUGGUACAAAACAGACUGGAGCACAGCUUUUAAUUCAACGUAUGCAGCCAAGCGAUAAUAAUCGAUACACACUUGAAGUGGUAAAUGAAAUGAAUGCAACGUUCGAACGGGAUGUCGUUUACGGAAAUUUCACAGAGUCGUACACAUUUGAACUUUUAUAUCCGGUGACAAAUCUGUCUAUCUAUCAUCGUGGACAAAGCGAUCAACAUAUAGACAGUCGAACUAUUAGCGUUAUUGGAAGUCGUGAGGUCAGUUUCCGAUGCAAUGCCUUUUCCAAUCCGGUUCCGCGUUAUGUAUGGAAAUUGAGUGGUGCUAUAGUUGCAAACGGUUCUUACUGGAAAACCACAUUCGUCAACAAUACUAGUAUUGUUUGUAUUGCAACAAAUACCCUCGAUCCGACUGGGAAUGAAAUUAUGGACACUUUUAGUUCAUUGAAUGUUUCCAUCCAUGUUUUGUAUGCUCCUGAGAGGCCAAAGUUAACGUUUCAAACGUGUGCAACGUAUUCCCAAACUAAUCAUCUUAAGGUGAUCCGAGGUCAUUCCGUCUCGGGCAGAUGUACUUCAAAGAGUGAACCGGGUUCCAAGUUUUACUGGACACCUAUCAAUACUGGAAAUGGUGAUGGCUUCUUAAUCACCAAUGUCAGUAGAUACCACAUCGGCAAUUACACGUGCAUAGUCAAUACUGAAAUGAACACAACAUUUGGUGGGAAUAUCAACGGAACAAAUCAGUCCAGUUUUUAUCUAGAUGUCUUAGCACCCGCAGAAGCUCUGUUCAUUGGCAAUUUUACGGUUUUAUUGAACACAACGUUAUCAGUCACUUGCCCAUACACGCCUGGAAACCCAGAGGAGACGAGAUUCACGUGGUUCCACUCCAAUACCUCAGCAAUUGGAUCUCAUCAAAAUCUGUCUUUAUCUAAUGUGCAGCUCGCAGGCGAAGGCUACUACAAAUGCAGAGUCAACAACACUAUGGACCCUACGGGAUGUGCCGCUAAAGAGGGAUACGAUGAAACAACAUUUUUCGUUGAUGUGCAAUAUCCUGCGAAGAUAAGUAGAUUUUAUGCCGACGGGUCAAAUUUCGCGUCCAGUUUAACUAUCAACGAUAGUCAGACUGUGACGCUACUCUGUCAAGCUGACAGCGACCCUUUAGCAAAACUAGAACUCGUAAAUAUUACGAAAGGUGAUGAGCGCUUAUUAAUGGACGCGCACACCAACACAAUAUCCGCUCAUUUGUCAAAUGCGCGAUGUGAAUAUGAUAUGGGAAUCUACCAAUGUAAAGGAAAGAACAUCCAUAAUGCAUUUCAACAGGUUCGCAACCUAGAGAUCAGGAUUACGUGUUCACCAAGACCUUCACCAUUUUCGCCACCGAUUGCCACAGCUUAUAGAAGAAGAAAUGCAUCAGCUAUUUUAACGUUCACUUUCGUGGCCUAUCCUCUUCCAAGUGACGUAUCAGCAUAUGUCUGGCGUAAGAAAGUAGAUGAUGAAUGGGUAUUACUUCAAAAUAACAGCCGAUUCCGAAUUCGCAUAUCAAACGACGGUCUGCAGACUAACCUCUCAAUAUUUCAUUUAGAAAAUGACGAUUUUACAAACUAUUCGGUCCGUGUGAACAAUCACUUUGGAUCUACAGAGCAAACAUUUGUCAUUCGAGAAAAUGAGCAGCCUUCUGUGCCGCAACAACUUCUUGUCGUCGACGCCAUGGUGACUCAAAGUUCUAUCGCAGUUCAAUGGACACCUGGAUUUAAUGGGGGUGAAGACCAAUGGUUCGUGAUCGGUUACAAAAAGGCAGCAGAUGAAUCCUGGACUUACAUAAACGUUUCUUCAACAGUUACUCAAUUGAAUAUUGGGGACUUAGUUGCGGGUACCAAGUAUGAAGUGAAAAUGUAUGCAGAGAAUAUCAUAGGCAAAUCUGAUGAUACUACUGUACUAAGUGCAACAACACAACCUGUUAUUUCAGAUAACGGAUCCUCUCCAUCGGUUGGGGCUGCAGUAGGCGGUUCUGUUGCUGGAACUCUCGUGGCAGUCAUCUUGGCGGUGCUAUGGAAAUAUAGGAAAGCGUUUAAACGUAAACCUGGUGAAGCUGCUCAUUACGAUGACUUGUUCAAUAGACAAGCCGAUGUCCCUUCUUCAAAUACCAGUUCCGAAUAUGAAGCCUACAGAGUCGAGGCCCAGCAAACAAACCAGUACGAGACACUUGCGGAAACUUCUUUUCAUGAAUAUCCGGUUUUAUCACCUGGUGGAAAACAUGAUUAUAGUGUCAUGAACCGUGUUAAUCAAGUUACUGACACUGAUCGUGCAAUCGUGAAUCAGGAAAACGCCUAUGUUAAUUUGUCGUUUUCAGAAACAUAAAUAGCGUUUCAUUUUGUAAUUGUUGUGAUUUCAUCCAAAAACAUUUAUAGCGCAAAAAUAAAGUAUUCACACAUUGAACGUUGUUUGAGUAUAAUUUUUAAUGAUCGUUAAUUGUAAGUAUGUGAAGAAUGUGGAUUGUAUUAAUACAAACAAUAUUUGAAUUUAGAUUGUUUAAUGUUUUCCAUUCAUAUUGAAACAUGUAGAGUCAAAUUUAUUUGACGAUAAGCAUAUUUAAUUUUCCUAUAAGAAUGCAGCUUUUAAAUUCAACUGAUCAACGCUUGUUAU
Molecule: messenger RNA, 3486 nt
Organism: Dreissena polymorpha
Lineage: Eukaryota; Metazoa; Mollusca; Bivalvia; Myida; Dreissenidae
Product: hemicentin-1-like
Exons: 14
Coding region: 16-3201 (1061 amino acids)
Biological process (GO): cell-cell adhesion
Cellular component (GO): cell-cell junction
Molecular function (GO): cell adhesion molecule binding
Source: RefSeq, a predicted model, not a curated record